Molecule: messenger RNA, 182 nt
Organism: Symbiodinium necroappetens
Lineage: Eukaryota; Dinophyceae; Suessiales; Symbiodiniaceae
Source: the annotation of a GenBank genome assembly
GAAGGCAACGCCUGGAGGGCCCAGCUCACGAGCAGCCGGCCUCCAGCAGAGCUCCAAAGCGACGUGGAGUACCUCGUUACCCAGGCUGGUACCUUCGUCGCCAGUGGUGUUGCGCAGCCCAGCUUCACAGCCUCCGGAAGCCACUAUGAGGCUUCCCUGCAGAUGACGCUGCCAACCUCCUU